This is a messenger RNA of Liolophura sinensis, 4554 nucleotides long. RefSeq lists its product as uncharacterized. The transcript has 16 exons. Bases 1 to 3990 code for a protein of 1329 amino acids. Lineage: Eukaryota; Metazoa; Mollusca; Polyplacophora; Chitonida; Chitonidae. The record is from RefSeq and is a predicted model, not a curated record. Gene Ontology annotation, molecular function: DNA binding; protein binding; ubiquitin protein ligase activity. Gene Ontology annotation, biological process: DNA repair; protein polyubiquitination; regulation of Toll signaling pathway.
AUGGAUGCUGACUUUGCAAUUGCGCUACAGCUGCAGGAACAGUUUGAUCGUGAAUUGGCUAACAGUAUCGGAGGCGAAAACGACGAGGUUUUGACGGAAUCACACAAAGAUGGCAGCACAAAUCGAGCCCUCUCGAUUGUGGACGAAAGUUGGGAACUGACUGACCCCAAUCCUGACAUUCGGGCUCUGUUUCUUCAGUUCAAUGAUCAGUUCUUCUGGGGAAAACUGGCAGGGGUGGAGGUGAAAUGGAGUCCUAGAAUGACGCUGUGUGCUGGGUUAUGCUGCUAUGAAGGGCGUGGCGGGCUGUGUUCUAUACGUCUGAGUAAGCCCCUAUUGUCCUUAAGGCCCAGGAAAGACCUGAUAGAAACCCUGCUGCAUGAGAUGAUCCAUGCAUUAUUGUUUGUGACACAGAACAACAAGGACCAUGAUGGCCAUGGGCCAGAGUUUCAGAAACACAUGAAGAGGAUAAACAAGCAGACAGGGACAAACAUCACGAUUUAUCACAACUUCCAUGAUGAAGUGGCUCACUUCAAGCAGCAUUGGUGGCGGUGCGAUGGCCCCUGUCAGCAACGCAAGCCCUACUUCGGGUUUGUGAAGCGAGCUAUGAACAGGGCACCAUCUCCGAGGGACUUCUGGUGGGCAGAACAUCAGAGAAUGUGCGGAGGCACAUACACCAAGGUCAAGGAACCGGACGGAUACGGGCAGAAAAAGAAGGGAAAGCCAGACGGAAAACAGGGCAAAGUCAAAGAAAUUGACCAGAAGACAAAUGGAGUACAGAAGGGUGGAAUGAUGGACAUAAGAGUAUUUGCUGGUAAAGGUUUGCCCUUGACCUCUGGUAGCAGCAAGAGUGAAAAUGGGCUUGUGACAUCUGAGAACAAAGCGGUGAGGAAACCCUCUGCCACUGUUACUAGGGCCGACGAGUCAUUUCCUCGGUUACCCGAUGAGUACAUACCAUUGGCUGAUCGUCUUUCACGUAGUGACGAGAAACUCUCAACAAAAGAUCAUAUAAAAUCACCAUCCAGUCCAGAGUCAGUACGAAAUAAUGCUUCCAAAAACAAAAGCCCUUUAAGAAUAGGGGGAAGUGUAAAAAAAGACUCGGCAAAAAACAACCAUGUACUAGCUGAAGGAAUUCUCCGCUCCCCUUCCCCACAAAAAACAAUAGUGAGUGGCCAAAAGUCACCCAAAAGUCCUGCCAUGGGUGGGGGAACAAUGCCUGGGUGUGGUAGAGUACUGGGCAGUGGAGCAGGGGGAACAGGUGUUUUAGCCAUGCUGAGGAAGAAAUGGGAGGCAGAGAGAAGGAACAGGAAGCUUCAGGUACCAGGGGAUUCAGCAGACAGGAAGAGAAACAGUGACGAGUUCACACCAACAGGCUUUGAUUUUAAAAGGAUGAAAUCAAUGACAAAUACUUCAGACUGUGAUAUGACAAACAUUGAUGCAACCCCAGGCAAGGAAUGCAUGAAAAAUCAUCGGCCAGUAAGCACUUGUAGGAAGGAUUCUCAGGUGAAACACCAUAAAGGAUCAACAAAGGCCAAGUCAGAUGUGAUUGUGCUGGAAGGUGGUGAAAGUGAAAGUAAAGAGAUGCAGCCCUGCCCAGUGUGUCAGACGGAGAUAGAACUAGCCUUUAUCAAUGAACACCUGGAUAGAUGCCUAGAGGCUAAUCACCCUCUUGGCUGUCUCGCCGCCAAGUCUCGACGGGGCGAAAGUUUGACAUGGGUGAAACUGAACGGCCUUGACGAUAGCGGAAAGCCUGAUGUCAGUACUGUGACUCGGACGGUACAGAUGGCAUCAGCAGUACUGAACAUCAUUCAUGGUGUCAGUACUGUGACUCGGACGCUACACAUGCCAUCACCGGUACUGAACAUCACUCAUGGUGUCAGUACUCUGACACGGAUGCUACACAUGGCAUCACCGGUACUGAACAUCACUCAUGGUGUCAGUACUGUGACACGGACGCUACACACGGCAUCACCGGUACUGAACAUCACUCAUGGUGUCAGUACUGUGACACGGACGCUACACAUGCCAUCACCGGUACUGAACAUCACUCAUGGUGUCAGUACUGUGACACGGACGCUACACAUGGCAUCAUCGGUACUGAACAUCAUUCAUGGUGUCAGUACUGUGACACGGACGCUACACAUGCCAUCACCGGUACUGAACAUCACUCAUGGUGUCAGUACUGUGACACAGACACUACACAUGGCAUCACCGGUAAUGAACAUCAUUCGUAGUGUCAGUACUGUGACACGGACGCUACACAUGCCAUCACCGGUACUGAACAUCAUUCGUAGUGUCAGUACUGUGACACGGACGCUACACAUGCCAUCACCGGUACUGAACAUCAUUCAUGGUGUCAGUACUGUGACACGGACGCUACACAUGCCAUCACCGGUACUGAACAUCAUUCGUAGUGUCAGUACUGUGACACGGACGCUACACAUGCCAUCACCCGUACUGAACAUCAUUCAUGGUGUCAGUACUGUGACACGGACGCUACACAUGCCAUCACCGGUACUGAACAUCAUUCGUAGUGUCAGUACUGUGACACGGACGCUACACAUGCCAUCACCGGUACUGAACAUCACUCAUGGUGUCAGUACUCUGACACGGACGCUACACAUGGCAUCACCGGUACUGAACAUCACUCAUGGUGUCCGCAGUGAUCCGAUAGAAGACAUAUCGGAAAAACGCCUCCUUCAGUUUGAUCAGGACGGAGGAUCGCCACGGUUCGGGCCAAAGGCAUACUUUGUGGACAAGCCACGAUCAUCUAAUCAUCAUGCGGGUAGCAUCAAGUAUGGGGAGCUGGUCAUACUGGGGUACAAUGGGCAGCUACCUCAAGGGGACAAGGGGCGUCGCCGCAGUAAGUUCAUCCUGUGGAAGAGGUCCAUCGCUAACGGUGUGAAACCCGCCCGCAAACAUGUGGUCAAGAACCCACAGGCCUCAAAGGUGGUACAGGACUCUGCCCAGCACUCGGUGUCCUACACCUUGUCCCGGAACCAGGCUGUUGUUGUGGAGUACAUGGAGGACCAGGAUACAGACAUGUUCCAGAUUGGCCGCUCAUCGGAAGGACCCAUAGACUUUGUUGUCAUGGAUACCAUUCCGGGCGACAUGCGAACAGAGAACACUCAGGUGACACAGAGUACAAUCUCGCGUUUCGCCUGUCGUAUCGUAGUGGACAGAAAUCCUCCGUACACCGCCAGGAUAUAUGCUGCCGGCUUUGACUCGGGCAGGAAUAUAUUUUUAGGGGAGAAAGCUGUGAAGUGGCAUGCAGGGGAGGAGAUUGACGGCCUCACCACCAAUGGGGUUUUCAUCAUGCACCCUAAGGGCGGCUUUUCCAGCCAAUCACGGACCGGGGUGUGGCGGGAAGUUUCUAUUGGUGGAGGGAUAUAUGCACUCAGGGAGUCUAGAUCAGCUCCUCACAUGAGCAGUCUGAUUGAGGCCGAGGACAACAUUUUACACGAUGGAACAUUGAUUGAUCUGUGUGGGGCGACCUUAAUAUGGAGAUCAGCUCUAGGAUUGAUAGCAGCUCCUAGUGACCAGGAGUUCGAGCACCAGAUCCAGGAGAUGAAUGCUGGCCGGCCUCAAUGCCCAGUGGGCCUCAACACCCUGGUACUGCCCACACGCCACCGGGCAGCAGCCUCCGAGAAACAGCCCUACGUCUACCUCAAGUGUGGCCACGUCCAUGGUCAGCAUGAGUGGGGACACAUGGAGAACAACGCUAACAGAACUUGCCCACUUUGUUUUACAGUUGGACCAUUUGUACAGCUAAAGCUCGGGUCAGAGCUGAGUUUCUACGUAGAUGCAGACCCGCCUACCUUCAGUUUUUGUCCCUGCGCUCACAUGGCAUCUGAGUGCACAGUCAAAUUUUGGUCGCAAGUCCCAAUCCCUCACGGUUGCCAUGGGUUCCGUGCUGUGUGCCCAUUCUGUGCGACUCCGCUGGAGGAAGGUUCAGGGAUUACAAAGCUGAUAUUUCAGGAUCACACAGACUGAGGUUAUCUCCCCCUCUUUGUAAACCCAAGUCAAAGAGGGCAUAGUUUGAUUGUCAUUGACAUUCAGUGUUUCUCUGUGUGGAACAUUCGCACUGGGGAAAUGUUUUAUUAAUCUACACUGUGAAAAGGAAAACUUCAAAGACAAUUUAUAAACAGAUAUCAAGUAAAUGUGCAUUUUUUUUUCACAGACCCAAGAUUGCUGAUAUGCGACACCCAUGUGAAAACACGAGUGGAAAGUGUUUAAGUACAUGUGGUGUGAAAUGGUGUUUUGUGAACAAACUACGUGUAUAACUUCACACUUUAUCCCCAUCAAGUACAUGAAGUUCACCUGAAGUGUCCAAGAAAAAAGACAAUGCCUUUAUCUCCACAGGAUAAAAGACUUAUAAUUAUUAAACAGCUAUGUGAAAUGAAUGUGAUGUAGAAACUCUUCAGACUGAACAGGAGAUGAGCAGGAAGCAGAAUGAAGUAACAAGAUGGAGAACUUAUUCCUGGCAGUGUGUCAGCCUGGCCACAGUGCACAUGGUGAAGGCGGCGUGUCAGCCUGGCCGCAGUGCACAUGGUGAAG